Messenger RNA from Ostrea edulis (European flat oyster), 1172 nucleotides. RefSeq lists its product as uncharacterized. The record is from RefSeq and is a predicted model, not a curated record. The coding region runs from base 382 to 693 and encodes 103 amino acids. The transcript has 2 exons. Lineage: Eukaryota; Metazoa; Mollusca; Bivalvia; Ostreida; Ostreidae.
GGAAGUCAUGGGUACAAAAAUGGUAAAUUGGUUCAGAAAUUCAUUUAAAAAUAUAAGGAAAAAAAUUAUGAUCGUGCGUGCAUUCAAUACCGAGAUAUUCACCGUCAAAGUUAGCUAUUUUUGCACCUGCCCGAAAUCAAUCAACUGAACUUCCGGUUUUACUAUAUUUAGCCAUAAUGACGUGUGACGUCACAACCCAUCAGUCUCAAACAGGCCAGUAUGGCAAAUGCGAACGAUACCUCCGUUUCUGUGGACGAAAUCGACCUCCACAUAUCAUUUGAAGCGUCUUCCUUUGAAGAUUAUCGUAACGAGUACGUACAGACAUCGUCCCUUACCAAUAUGAGCCAGCUGCAACGGAUUCUGACUAUUUUGACGAGUUAAAUGCUGAACGUGAACAACUUGAACAUCGCCUCGGAAGCACGGAAUGGUGUUCAUGUGGAUUCUAUUUCCAUGUCAGCUGCCAAGGAAAGUGCAUGCUGCACCGAAUUGUCAAGGGUUGAUGAGGAGAGGGAGUCAAUAAACAAGGAACUGGUCCGCAUUACUGAACACCCUGGGUUUUCAUCAGUGUGUUUAGAUGAGUAUGAGCUCGAGACGGCAUACUACCAAUACUGGUCCCAGUAUGGAGAAAUGAGGGUAACAAUUGAAGAGCAAGUCAAUUUUUUUAUUGAUCUAAUCAAUACAAAAUUCACAUGACCAUUGGGUCCCAUUGCUAGUUUAUCAUUAGUGAAUAAUUCCAAACAUUUCCUGGAAUUGCAGGUGUAACAGAUACACAGCACUCAGACAAUUUGUUUGAUGGUGCUAAGGAUACCUAGGGCACAAGGUACGAGUCCCUCUACCAUCAUGUGCUGUGACGGAAUUCCUUUGCCUCUGAGGUGUAUCAAGGGUUCAAUGCACCUGAGUGAUGGUAUGAUUUGGAUGAAGUAACUUUUUUAAAUAAAUGUACGAUUCAUACAUAAUGUAUACAAAAAAAUCAAGCACAACAUUCUAACAGAAAUGGCCCAAAAUAGUACAUUUAUGGACAUAAUAGUAGUAAAAAUAUCAUAAUUAUAUACUGGCAAAACAGAAUACUACAAAAUAUCAAUUUUCUAGAAAACAUCAGCUACACAAACAAUAUUUUAAAUAAAAUGUUUCUGCACCCAGGCACGGGACGAGGACCCUGCUUUCAUGUUCCC